Molecule: messenger RNA, 802 nt
Organism: Alosa sapidissima (American shad)
Lineage: Eukaryota; Metazoa; Chordata; Actinopteri; Clupeiformes; Clupeidae
Gene: tprkb
Product: Tp53rk binding protein
Exons: 4
Coding region: 58-585 (175 amino acids)
Biological process (GO): tRNA threonylcarbamoyladenosine modification; telomere maintenance via recombination
Cellular component (GO): nucleus; cytosol; EKC/KEOPS complex
Source: RefSeq, a predicted model, not a curated record
GAGAGUUCCUGUUUGGCGUCAGUGUGUUUCUGUUCCCACAUACACACACACACAGCCAUGCAGCUAGCCUCUAAACUGGAGCUUUACCCCGAGUAUACUGUCACACAACUUCUUUUCAAAGAUGUCAAGAACGCCGCGGAGUUGAGAAAAAAUGCCAUGGAGGGACAUAUACAGGGUGCCUUGAUAAACCCCUCAAUGAUUGUAGAUCCGUUUCAAAUUUUGGUGGCCUCAAACAAAGCAGUUCAUUUACAGAAGACUGGGAAGAUGAAAACGAGGAGUUUGUUCUCAGAAAUCAUCUUCAACCUCUCCCCCACCAACAAUAUUUCAGAAGCAUUCAAGAGAUUUGGGAUCUCCGAUGGCGAUGGUGCCGUGUGUGUUGUCCUGGUCCAUCCUAAAGACGAGCCUGUGGAUAUCGACAGUAUUGUGAAUAAAGUCAGAGGCCAGCAGAUACCAGCUGACACGAUAUCCUCCCUGACCGAUGCUGCCCAUAUUAAAAAGCUCUACAAGGUGUCUCCUCAGGAAGAGAAGAAUGGCAGUCUCCUGGAUGCUGUGAUAUGCAGAAUGGCAGUUAAAGACGUUUUAUAGCACUACAACUGGAUUUGCUUCUAGUAAAGGAAACAUCACAACUGAUCCUGCAAACACCUGGCUAUGAAGCCUUCUUAAACUUGAUUCAGAGUUAUAUUUUUAUAUUGAUUAAAAGGUUAAACAGAAUAUCUUUGUCCAUACACACCUUUUAUGUUGGCAUGUGUUGUGAUGCCAUGGCAGAUGCUUUGUUAAUUUGAAUGAAGCGUGAGUUUUGGGA